This is a messenger RNA of Lycium barbarum (goji berry), 3681 nucleotides long. RefSeq lists its product as uncharacterized. Bases 1 to 3681 code for a protein of 1226 amino acids. The transcript has 7 exons. The record is from RefSeq and is a predicted model, not a curated record. Lineage: Eukaryota; Viridiplantae; Streptophyta; Magnoliopsida; Solanales; Solanaceae. Gene Ontology annotation, molecular function: nucleic acid binding.
AUGUACCAUGCUCAAGAUGGUCCGCUCCUUGAGGGGCCAUCUAGGCAGGUUGAAGAUGCCAACUAUGUUAACAACCCUCAAGGGGGUUACCAAAGACAGAAUUACCAAGGUGGCUAUCAGAGUCAAAAUCAAUGGAGACCACAGCAAGGCCAAGGCCAAGGCCAAGGUGCUUACAACAAUUCUGGCAAAUACAACAAUAAUUUUGGUGGUGGAAAUCACAGGAGCUAUAACAACAGCAACAAUUUUGGGAACAAGAGUACAAAUCCUUAUGUACCACCUAAAGGUGAGUCUUCAGAGCAAGGUAGUUCGAAGGUCGAAGCAAUGCUUGAGCAGAUUCUGGCAAACCAAGCUAAGUCUGACAGAACUUUAUCUGGGCUGACAGAAACAGGGGCUGCUGAGAAGAUGAUUGAUCUUGAGCAAAUAGAUGAAGAGGAUGAGGUGCAGUCCGACACACCCAUCAUUGCUGAUGAGAGGCCUACUGACAAAAAGGUUGCUAAGAUUCCAGAGAUGGUGAGAGAAGCUGAUGACACGAUGGAGUUCAAAAUGGAAGAAGAGAGCUUAAGUGAGGCUUUGGCUGCAGAUAUUAGAGGUAUCCCAUCUGGGAUCUGUGAACACAAAAUUCAAUUGGAGGACGGCAGCAAACCAAGUGUAGAGCAUCAGAGACGACUAAACGAGAACAUGCAAGAGGUUGUCAAGAAAGAGAUUAUCAAAUGGCUAGAUGCAGGCGUGGUUUUCCCUAUUGCUGAUAGUACAUGGGUGAGUCCGGUCCAAUGUGUUCCUAAGAAGGGCGGCAUCACUGUUGUGUCGAAUGCUAAGAAUGAGUUGAUCCCGACCAGAACUGUCACCGGUUGGAGAGUUUGCAUGGAUUAUCGCAAGCUCAACACAGCCACGAGCAAGGACCACUUCCCUAUGCCCUUCAUUGACCAGAUGUUGGAUAGACUAGCAGGGCGUUCUUAUUAUUGUUUCCUUGAUGGUUAUUCGGGCUACAAUCAGAUAAACAUUUCUCUGGAAGAUCAGGAGAAGACCACAUUCACUUGUCCUUAUGGGACAUUUGCAUUCAGCCGGAUGCCUUUUGGGUUGUGUAAUGCACCAGCCACCUUUCAGAGGUGUAUGAUGUCAAUCUUCUCCGACAUGGUGGAGGAUUUCUUGGAGGUGUUCAUGGAUGAUUUUUCCGUGGUGGGUGACUCAUUUGAAGAUUGUCUAGGCCAUCUGGGUCAAGUGCUAAGAAGGUGUGAGGAGACCAAUCUGGUGCUGAACUGGGAGAAAUACCACUUUAUGGUGAAGGAAGGAAUCGUCCUCGGUCACAAAAUCUCCGAAAAGGGAAUCGAGGUCGAUCAAGCGAAAAUUGAUGUGAUUGCAAAACUUCCUCCACCCAUCUCAGUCAAGGGUGUCCGCAGUUUCUUGGGACAUGCUGGGUUCUAUAGGCGCUUCAUCAAAGAUUUCUCCAUGAUCGCAAACCCUAUGUGCAAGCUUCUUGAAAAAGAGGCUAAAUUCGUAUUUGAUGACAAGUGCCAGAAGGCAUUCGAGGAGCUAAAAGAGCGUCUCACUACUGCUCCUAUUAUUAUUGCUCCUGACUGGUCCCUACCAUUCGAACUGAUGUGUGAUGCGAGUGGUUUCGCAAUAGGCGCUGUGCUUGGGCAGAGGCACAAUAAAAUUAUGCACCCGAUCUAUUAUGCUAGCAGAACGCUGAAUGCUGCACAGAUGAAUUACACAGUGACAGAGCAAGAACUGCUUGCCAUUGUGUUUGCUUUCGAAAAAUUUCGGGCCUACUUGUUGGGGUCCAAAGUUGUGGUUUAUACUGAUCAUGCAGCCAUGAGAUACCUCAUGGCAAAGAAGGAAGCAAAGCCGCGACUGAUUAGAUGGGUGCUACUGCUGCAAGAGUUCGAUUUUGAGGUAAAAGACCGAAAGGGCACUGAAAACCAGGUGGCUGACCAUCUCUCUCGGCUUGAAGAAGCUGGGAGACCGACUGACAAGCUUGAUAUAGAUGAUGCUUUUCCAGACGAAAGGGUGUUGGCGGUGUCAAAUGAGGUAGCACCAUGGUAUGCUGAUUUUGCCAAUUAUUUGGUAACAGGUAUAAUUCCCGAUGAUAUCAAAACUUACCAAAAGAAGAAAUUCUUGCGGGAUGCUCGGCAGUACUAUUGGGACGAGCCUUAUUUGUUCCGCACAUGUGCUGAUAACAUCAUUCGGCGUUGUGUGCCAGAAAGUGAAACAAGUGGACAGGUUGAAGUGUCCAAUAGGGAGAUUAAAAGUAUUCUAGCAAAGACCGUGAAUGCCAAUAGAACUGAUUGGGCCCGCAAGCUCGAUGACGCUCUAUGGGCAUACCGGACUGCUUUCAAAACUCCAAUUGGGACUUCACCCUUCAAGCUUGUAUUCGGAAAAGCUUGUCACUUGCCGGUUGAACUUGAACACAAGGCUAUGUGGGCGCUAAAGAAGCUGAACAUGGAUUGGGAGGAAGCAACCAAGCUGAGGUUGUUUCAAUUGAAUGAGAUGGAUGAAUUUCGAUACCAGGCAUAUGAGAGUGCAGCCCUUUAUAAAGAAAGGAUGAAGCAAUACCAUGACAAGAAGAUUCUGAAGCGAGAGUUCUACAAGGGCGACUCUGUAUUACUGUUUAACUCUCGGCUGAAGUUGCUACCGGGUAAACUCAAAUCCAGGUGGUCUGGUCCGUUUGAGGUGGUAGGUACCUCACUCCAUGGCGCGGUUGAAUUGAAGUCCGGAGAUGGAAUAUGUGACAGCAAAAUUCUGCUGAGAUGCAGGAAUGGGUCAGAAAAGACAAGCAGCAAAAGGGGGGCCCACAGCAAAGUCAAGGAAAAGAGAGCACGCUUGGAUUCCAGGUUGAUGGAUGAAUCGUCCACUUCGGAAGGGGAACACUCAGGAUCCGAGUACGCCGAGGUUAUACCACCACCAAAGGUCCGGGGGGCUCCCACCCAAGACACAGUGGCAACCACAUCAACUAUGCCCCCAACUAUGACCCCAUCUAAAUCUACGUCGGAAGCCUCCCAGUCUGAAGAAGGGGAUUCCGACGCGAAAGCAUCUAGCAGGGGGGCUGCCACCCAAACUCCAUCAGAGAGUGACUCAGCAGGGAUUAGUGCGGGUAGUGAGCCGAUUGCUGGUACGCCACCUAAAGGUCGUAAGCUGGUCGUCAGGACCAAAAUAUUGGAUGAAGAGAAGCUGCGGUUCUCGGUAAAAGGGUCAAAGGAGUUGUAUGACCAAGGGAUGGCCGGGUCUGAAACUGAUGGGCAGCCGUCGAGAAAAAUAUUUGAAGAACGGCGGUUGAUAUUCAAUGGUAUUUCCGCUCACCCACAGCUGGAUGAUACCAUCAAAGGAUACAAAUUAGAUGCAUUCACUCAUGAACCGGGAGAGUAUGCUCCAUAUAUUGUGCGAGAAUUCUAUGCAUCCUAUGGGGCCAUCUUGAGAUCGAUGAAAAAGCCAAGUCUUGCCUGGCAUCAGAUCCCAAUGCUGGAACAUGUGACGAUCCGGAACACCUUGGUUGAUAUCUCCUCCAAGGCCAUCAACAGGGUCCUGUUUGGUGAUGAUUUUGUGGCUCCUAUUGAUCUGAGCCUGUUCUUAGACAAACGAGACAGGAAGGACAACAAAUCAGUCAGACAAUGGACUGCAGCACUUAUCACAUCUGAGCCACAUGAGCAGAAAUGGGUUAACGAUGGGAAAGCCAAGAUCACUUAA